AUGCCGUUGACAAGAAGGUUGCACUACUCUGCGACACCACCUGCAAGGAAAAAGCCGCACCCGGCUACGCCUGCGGUGCGGCGGCGCCCACGGGCGGGCUGGUUGGCUUUUUUGCCCAGCGGAGGCAACAACAAUAACUGGGUGAAUGAGCGCCGCGGGGCGAGCGCCUCGUGCAGAGCAGACUGGCGCUGGCGCGGGGUUCAAAGGAACUGCCGCAGGGUGCGUGUGUGUUUGUGUGUGCGGCAUUUGGGGGGCGGAUUGCAGAGCCGGCGCUUCCACAUUGCGAACGGCAACUUCGCGCUUGUGGCGGCCCUUCUUUUACCGCAGGCGAAACGUGUCUAUACUUCUUUUGUCCUCUAA
Messenger RNA from Trypanosoma rangeli, 360 nucleotides. RefSeq lists its product as uncharacterized. The record is from RefSeq and is a predicted model, not a curated record. NCBI's taxonomy places the organism in Eukaryota, Euglenozoa, Kinetoplastea, Trypanosomatida, Trypanosomatidae. The transcript has a single exon. Bases 1 to 360 code for a protein of 119 amino acids.